Molecule: messenger RNA, 1155 nt
Organism: Setaria italica (foxtail millet)
Lineage: Eukaryota; Viridiplantae; Streptophyta; Magnoliopsida; Poales; Poaceae
Product: thioredoxin-like 1-2, chloroplastic
Exons: 4
Coding region: 96-917 (273 amino acids)
Biological process (GO): cell redox homeostasis
Source: RefSeq, a predicted model, not a curated record
ACUUUCCGUCGCCGCUUUCUCGAAUCCCCCCUUCUCUCCUCCUCUUCCUCUUUUCACGCUGUGCUCGAGCUCGGUGAUCCGUGAGGAAGGUAGCCAUGGCGGCAGCGCAGGCGAUGGCGAAGAUGAGCGUGGGGUCGCCGGCCUGCAAUCGGGCUGCGGGAUCCCUCUGCCGGUGGAGGGGAGCCGUGGCGGUGCGGCUCGGAGGAUCCUGGUCCUGGAGGAAGAGCCCGUUCCUCGGCGGGAGGAUGGCGGUUGGGCCCAGGAGAUCGAGGCCCGUGUCCCGGAAUCCUGUUGCGUCGCCGGUGCAGAUGAACCUUUCAUUUGGGAAAACCAUGAAGUGGUGGGAGAAGGGAUUGCAGCCCAACAUGCGGGCGAUCCACACCGCCCAAGAACUCGUCGAUUCCUUGAUCAACGCCGGCGACGGGCUCGUCAUAGUCGACUUCUUCUCACCUGGCUGCGCCGGCUGCCAUGCCCUCCAUCCCAAGAUUUGCCAGUUUGCGGAGCGGAACCCAGAUGUGCAGUUCCUGCAAGUGAACUUUGAGGAGCACAAGUCUAUGUGCCACAGCCUUCAUGUUCAUGUGUUCCCUUUCUUCAGAUUCUACAGGGGAGCUCAGGGCCGGCUCUGCAGCUUCAGCUGUACCAAUGCAACUAUCAAGAAGUUCAAGGAUGCGCUUGCAAAGCACAAACCAGAUAGAUGUAGCCUUGGCCCAAUUAAGGGGCUAGAGGAAUCAGAGCUACUGGCUUUGGCUGCAAACAGGGACCUGCAGUUCACCUACACCAAGGAGCAAGAUCUGGCUCCGAGCAUGGAAGAUGGCGCAGAGGUCAUCACUCAUGACCAUCCAAGGCUUCCUGCAGCAGCAAAGCCGCUGGUCAGGCAGGGGUCUGAGGACAGGGCUGUGGUCUCAUCGGGAAGAUAAUAUGUGAUGAUGAUCGCAUUCUUCAGUUCUGUACAGUUAUUUAUUGUUCUUUGUGUAUAUGUUGUUCCUUUUCAUGGUUGCGGGCUGCAGGCUUCAAGAUUUUUACUUAUGAAGCCCUCCCUGUGACACCGUCUGCUAGAAGUGUGAAAAUGUAGUGGCUGUAGCAACAAGAGUUGUGGAGCUUUUGUCAUCAGGAAUUUGCAUGGUGGUUGUCUGAAUUCAUGUCCUUGCUGUUUGG